Symbiodinium sp. CCMP2592 is the source of this 2112-nucleotide messenger RNA. NCBI's taxonomy places the organism in Eukaryota, Dinophyceae, Suessiales, Symbiodiniaceae. The record is from the annotation of a GenBank genome assembly.
AUGCUGACACGACUUCAGAAGAAGUAUUCUGACAAACCUGUUCGCUUUCUUCUGUUCCCGUGCAACCAGUUCGGAGAACAAGAGCCUGGCACGAAUGCCGAGAUCAAGAAGUUUGCAGAGCAGUAUGUUGCCCUGGCCAAGGAUGGUGGGGAUAGCAAUGUGAUCAUGUUUGCAAAGUCGAACCUCAACGGCGUGGCCUGCACGUACUCUGGCGAAGAUGCGUGCAUGCCAGGGUCGAAGGAAUGCUGCGCCGAGAAUGAUGCGGUAUACACGUACUUGCUCGCGAACACGCCACCGGGAACCAUCGCCUGGAACUUCGACAAGAUCAUCACGGACUCGUCUGGCAAGCCCUAUGCCGGCGAAGUGAUUAUGCACGGUGGAGAUGUUGAUGCAGCGGUAAGCAAUGUUGUGGACAGCUUGCUGGAGGGUGAUGCGCCCAACUUUUUGGCGCUUCCCGAUGCUGAGACCAACAUUGGCUUCCCGGCUUUGAAGCCAAAAGUCGAUGGCUUUCCUGGCCUGACGCUCUUCGAAGGGAGAAGGCAGGCUGCGCGCCUAGUGGACCUUUUCUCCUCACGCUCCGCGGAGGAUGACCUGGGGAUCAUCGUGGGAGACUUCGGCGCAGUGUCAGGUCCUUUCGGCAGUGACUAUCCCGAAGAAGCAGAGGCGCCUCUGCAAACGUUGGAGGAUGUCGGAUGGUCCCUGGUCUACGACAAGGACGCAGUCCCCGCCAGCUGCCUCUUCGGCUUCCUCGCCGACUUCAUGGCGACGAGUCAGAAGGUUACGCCGCGAUCGGUGGAGGCCCUCGCCACGGCCGACGUCAUUGGCGAGGCGCAGCUGGAGGUUCCGAUCUCGGACCACAAGGCCAUCAAGGUUGCAUGUCCGCUCCCAGCCCUGGUGGCAUCAAGGACCAAGCCAAUCGCGGCCUCCGGACUGCAGGAGCUGCCCGUCAUCGGCUUUGGCAGCCACUUCAUGCCGGAGGAUCUAACGGAGCGUGUCUCCGAUCAGGAUUUCUACCGGCGGGUGGACGAGCUGACGCAAGCCGCUUUGCAGGAAGCGCUGGCGGCUGGUGUGAGACUUGUCGACAGCAGCAACCGUCACAUGAACCAGCAAAGCAUCGGCAGGGCUUUGGAAACAGCCCUGAAGCAGGAGGCCCUCACCCGUGGGGAAGUCUUCCUAUGUGGUCGGAUCUCAAAGUGCAAGGACCGAGAGCAGGUCCGGUGCGAGGUCGACAUGCUCCUGAGAGAGUUGCAGGUGGAUUAUGUCGACCUGCUCGUGGCCGACUGUCCACCAGAGCAAGUGCCGGCUGCCUGGCCCUGGAUAGAGGAGGUUGCGCGAGAAGGUCGCACCCGCUUCCUGGGCGUCUCCAAUUUCGAUCUCCUGGGCCCCAAGGUCUGUGUCGAGGUUUUCCGGAAGUUCCUCGCGGGCGUGAAGAUGCCGCCUGCAGUACUGGCCAUGGAGGUCCAUCCGUUGAACACCAACGAAGAGAUGUCCGACUUGUGCCAGAGCAUGGGGAUUCAGGUCCUGGCAUACUCACCACUCGGAGCGCCUCAUAAAGUGGAGACCUACCUGAAGGUGCUCACGAAAUCAGAUGCCCGAGAAAUGAGGCCCUUGCUGAAGGUGCCAGAGCUACAGCUCCUACAGAGCAUCGCCAAUCGGCACGAUGCCACGGCAGCCCAGGUGGCUUUGCGAUGGAAUCUGCAGCGCGGCCACUGCAUCGUUCCGAAAAGCUGGAAUCCCAACCACAUCCUUGAGAACACAAAGCUGUUCAGUUUUAAACUCACCAUGGAGGAGAUGGCCUCCAUCACCAAACUGAAUAAAGGGGUGCGCUCAGAGCGAUUUUUCCAAGCCUCCUUCAGCACGGCGGCCAAGGCGCUGCCGCAGAUGACGCGUGAUGCGCACGACGAGUGCCGCAAGAUCCUGAACAAGAUCCGAGGUCCUGGCGGCAGCGUGCUCGAACCAGGCUCGGUACCUCAGGGCCUCGAGCCCGUCCCGCUGCCCGAGGGUGUUGCACGCCGGGGCGGAGACGAUGGCGGCCUCACCGGUAAGGUGGACUGGGAAAAGCUCGGCUUCCACCGGCCGGUGGAGGAGUUCUCUGCAGGGGAGUGGGAUUGA